AUGGUUCACCAAAGCCGUGACCAGACACUGCAGAAUCAGAGAGCUGUUACUACUGUUCUUUACAGGAUUGGCAAACCUGAUGCUUUUCUCUCCAGGCUGGUGAGUAAUGUUUCACUACUGAUGGACAAAAAAGAUAGAGAGAGACAAAUAGGUUGGAUUGAUCCCAGAGAAAUCAACUUUAGAUGUACAUGGUACUACAGAUACUUAGGUUCACUCACUACUCCUCCUUGUACUGAAGGUGUUAUCUGGACCAUUAACACAAAGAUAAAGACUGUUUCCAGGAGACAGAUUAAACUGCUUAGAGAAGCUGUUCAUAAUUAUGCUAAGUGUAAUGCAAGACCAUUGCAGCCGCUAAAUGACAUGAUCUAG
Messenger RNA from Ipomoea triloba (trilobed morning glory), 369 nucleotides. Its product is annotated as alpha carbonic anhydrase 7-like. The coding region runs from base 1 to 369 and encodes 122 amino acids. Gene Ontology annotation, molecular function: carbonate dehydratase activity; zinc ion binding. Lineage: Eukaryota; Viridiplantae; Streptophyta; Magnoliopsida; Solanales; Convolvulaceae. The transcript has a single exon. The record is from RefSeq and is a predicted model, not a curated record.